AUGUCAUACUACUGUGGAAUUUGCAAUAAUCUCAAUGAAGCGUCUCUAAUAUGCACAGUUGACAAUGAAAAAUUCUGCGAAAAAUGCCUUGAAUUCCACAUGAAAAAUGUUCUUAAUCUUAAUUACUAGAGUUUGGGCAGCCACCGUGUAAGGCCAUGUUCCCCUCCUGAUCCAAGCUUGCCACCUGCGAAGGAAUUCGCUAAGCCAUGCUGCUCCACCUGUCCUCUCAAGUAUCUAAGGUGGUUGCAUCUACUUAAGUCUCACUCGCUUGGACUUGCCUACAGUAUGUUCAGCUAGGUUUUUGGUCCAAAAAAUAAAAAAAAAAUUCUGGCCAGCUUUAGGCUUUGAAUGCAACUCCUAGUAUCUCGAUGGGUAUCCGCUAUAAUAGUCUAGUGGUACUUCUGCCACCUCCUCAGACAUUGAUUGGGCCAGCCUUUCAAAUAUCAUGUCCCUCCCUUCCCAAGAGGCAAUGAGCUAACUCUUAAUUGGACUUGGGCUAAGAUUCAUUACUCGCAAGCAUUUUUAUAUACUUCUGAGCUCAAAAAACCUUCUAUUGCAUGAUUAAAUAUAGCAUCUCAGCCCAUACAUAGCUUCCCUUCAAUGCUACUUCAAGCACAUAUUAAAUUAUCAUAAAAAAAUGAUCAAUUUGACGAGCAUAAAAUUCAGCCAAUUGAGUUUUAUGAAGAAGAAAAACAAAAAGAAGAACAAAGGAGCAUUGAAAACUCACAAAAAGUUUCUGAAGCUUUAAGAGACAGAAUUCUUAAAGAGCAUGGACUUCUUGAUAGCUACGUAGAAGAAAUAAAGAGUUUAUUAGUGAAAAAGCGAGAUUAUUUGCAUCAAAUAAUUGAUAACAUCAUCCAAAAACAAAUUGAAGAGUGCUAUGAAGUAAGGGAUUCUGCUAGAGUUGAAAUGGAAUUAUUGCUAAAAGAACUAUCAGUAGAUUAUUCACAUAAUAUUGAAGCCUCAGAUUUAGUUGAAAGGUUUCAGACUAUUGAAGAGACGCAUAAUCUAAAAUUUUUAGAAAUCAGAAAUGCAACUCAUAAUGAAAGCCUUGGGAAAGUUCUGAAACAGGAAUUGAAUUAUGCUUUACAGUAUUAUCCGUAUGGAAAACCUAUAUCUUUGUAUUAUUUUAAGCCUGUUUCUGACCAAUUAUCUCUUUAUAAUGGUGCAAGUAACUCUCUUAACAGUAUAGAGAUCCCUUCACAGGUAUUUAAAGAUUACCCAGCUUAUUGUAAAUUGCCUGAUGAUACUGUUCUUUAUUCUGGAGGAUGGCAAAACAACUCUUCAUGCUCAGAAGUAUUUUUAAUUGGCCUAUGGAAAAAAUUUAAUAGCCAUUGAAAUAAUAAAUAAAAACAAUAUAAUAUAAAAUAUAAUAUAAAAUGAAAAAAAAUAGUAAAAGGCAAAAAAUACAUAAUUUAUAAUUUGACCCUAGGUUCAGAGAAAUCGAAAUAAAACCAUCAUUAAAAACUGCUAGACAUCAACACUCCAUGAUCUACUAUAAUGGAGCCAUAUAUGUUUUUGGUGGCGCCACAGCUACCGGCAUCACAAAUUCUUCAGAAAAAUGAAUAAUCGGUGAUAGUGAGUGAAAACCAAAUGGAUUUAUGAACAAAUCCAAAGCCCAAAUGGGCAUCUGUGAGCUGAAAGGGAUCAUAUAUAUAUCAGGAGAAAAAGAAAUCGAAAGCUUUAACCCUGCUACAAAUGAAUUCAAAGAGCUUCCAAUUGUGAUGGAAGGACGGUUUUUAUCUGUACUUGUACCAAGACAAAAUUCUAUAUUAUAUCUAAUCACAAUAAAUAGCAGGUAGCCAUUAUCCUAUUUAUAUAUAUAAAUAGAAAAACAGCUAACCAGUAUACAAUGCAAUUAGGUAUAAUGUUCCGAGGAGGAGAUUUAAGAGAAAUUGAAAUUGAGCCAAGAUUAAUCGACUUUAUUGUGUCACCGAUUAGAAAAACUGAAUGAUGGUGCCCUACACAGCCAGUUUGGGUAGGAAGCCAAAUAUUUCUGUUUACGGAUUAUAGUAAAACUGUGUAUUGCUAUGAUAUGAGGGACAAAAAACUUUACCUUGCAAAUAACUUAAGGCAAUAA
This is a messenger RNA of Blepharisma stoltei, 2080 nucleotides long. The record is from the annotation of a GenBank genome assembly. NCBI's taxonomy places the organism in Eukaryota, Ciliophora, Heterotrichea, Heterotrichida, Blepharismidae.